Messenger RNA from Pneumocystis carinii B80, 994 nucleotides. RefSeq lists its product as hypothetical. Lineage: Eukaryota; Fungi; Ascomycota; Pneumocystomycetes; Pneumocystales; Pneumocystaceae. The record is from RefSeq and is a predicted model, not a curated record. Bases 47 to 958 code for a protein of 303 amino acids. Gene Ontology annotation, molecular function: calcium ion binding. The transcript is spliced from 4 exons. Gene Ontology annotation, biological process: endoplasmic reticulum calcium ion homeostasis. Gene Ontology annotation, cellular component: endoplasmic reticulum.
AUUUUUUUUUCUUAUAUUUUAUAUUAUUUUAUCAGAAUAUGGACGAAUGAGAAAUGCGUUUCUAGCAAAAAAAUGGUUUGAAAUAAUAUAUCCAUUAUUUAAAAAUGAAUUUGCGCAAAUUGGUAUGAAAAGAAAUGAUCGAAUGAUUCUACAUAUCCGGGACCCUAGUUAUUUUAUUUCAUAUGCCAGUGGUCGUAUUAAUAUUUCAUGUUUAUAUAUUCAAUUUAAGUUUCUGAUGCGUCAGAAUUUUAUAUCAUUGAUUAGAGAGAAAGUUGUAGCAUUUUUUUUGGAUAAGCCUAUGCCCCAUGACCGUUUAUAUAUUGAUAUGAAUGUUGAAGAUCAUGUUUUUGACGCAUGUGUAUUUGCAGUGGUGAAUAAGUCAAAGAUGCGUUGGUUGCGUGAAAAAUAUUAUAAUUUAUCAUUUACAAGUGUGAUGGAAUUAGCGAUAUUACCAGAAACAUAUGUAGUAAUGUCAGAAUUUUCUGAAAUAGCGUAUAUUUUGUUGGAAAAUAAUGAAAGCUUUAUUAAAUGUAUGAAAACACCAGAUGUUGUACUGGAAUAUUUAAUUGUGAGUGACCAACCUAUUAAAUGUCCAAAAAGUCCGGAUCAAAUAUGUCAAAAAAGUGUUUCAUUUUGUGUGAAAUUGCCGUCAUUAAGAAAUUCUCAACAAGUUACUUGUAUUAUUAAUGAAUGUAUUGCAUUUGUUGAUAUGUUAGCUGAAAGAGCACAUUGGAGACCCAAUAUUUCUCAAAAACUUAAAACUAUUCGUGAAGAAGCAAAUAGAAAACUUAAGAAACGUCAAGAUGAAAAACUAGCGAAUGCAUUAAAGAAGAAAUCUGAAAAAGAUAAACAGAAGAAAGAGCGUAUUCGAAAUCUUAGUCCCCAGGAACAGAGAAAGUAUUUGGAUAAAGAACGAGAGAGAAAGUAUAGAAAACUAUUUAAGGUGAUGAAAGCUUAAAGUAUUAUAAGAUAACUUACCCAUAAUGUCUUGUUU